Paramecium octaurelia is the source of this 4485-nucleotide messenger RNA. The record is from the annotation of a GenBank genome assembly. NCBI's taxonomy places the organism in Eukaryota, Ciliophora, Oligohymenophorea, Peniculida, Parameciidae.
AUGAAUUCGAAUUUUCAUUCCAACACUGACAAAUAAUUUAAGCAAUAAAGGCAGUGUAUAUCUAAAUUAGAUUGCUUAGUUAAUGAGAUUAGUAUUAUGACUCCUAAUGACGGAGAAAUCGUAUGUCUUAAUUCUCUCAAAGCCCCAACAAAACGCACUAUUCAAAUCGAAUCUACCAAUUAGGUAUUGAAAUGAAUUAUUUUAGCAACCUCAAAGGAAGGACUCUUUGACAACAAAGAUAUUUCAGAAUGUAAUUCGUUUAAAAAAGGAAAAACAAAAAAAUCAAGAUUUUAGAAUAAAUUCUUAGUGUGAUAUUAAACCUGAAAGUGAAGUUUAAUUCAACAAAAGAAGGGUAGUAAGUUUAGAGAGUGAAAGUAAUAAAUAAUCAGAAACAUGUUAAAUUUCAAUUCCGAAAUCAGUAAAGUUGUUGAAAACCGAUCUACUUAAAAAUAAAAAACAAGUCAAUACGAGAUAGGUAGUGAAAUCGAAAGAGGGGUGCAAGUUUAUAAAAGAAUUAUUAUUUAUCAGCACAAUUAAGACAAUAAUAACUAUUUAUUAAAACAUAAUAAAAUAUCACAAAACAGUCGAUAUCAAGGAUUUGCCACAAUUAUCUCCGUAGGAUUAAAUUGAAUUAUAUAGUGCAGAAUAUGUAAAUUAGAUGAGAUAAGACUUGAAGGUCAAAGUAGAUUUUAGCUUUUACAACCUAUUUUUUUGGAAAUUUAAUUCAUGUUUCACUCUGACGAUGUUAAUAUUGGGAAUGAUUGAAUCUAAUUCUAACUUUAUCAUUUCACUAUUAUUGUUCAAUAUUAUUGAAAAUGUACAAAAUGGCAACAAAGAAGCAGCUCAAUUGAAUGCAUUAUAUUUAACUUUUUUAUCUCUAAUUACAAUAAUUGGAAGACAUUAUUAAUAGUAAAUAUUUAUAAAUAAUUUUAGUAUAUAAUUGAGCAAAUUUGGAGGGAAACUUAGAUAAAUCUUGAUGUAUAUUUUGAUUGAGAAGAUUUCUACGUUGUCGAUUUGUUCAAUUUAGAAAUCAAACUCUGGUUCUAUCUUAAAUAUCAUAUGCAGUGACCUAUCCACCUUGGAAUGGUAAUAUGGAUACAUAUAUUGUAUACCAAUUGUUCCGAUCUCUUUAUUGUGUUCUGGUUGGAUUUUGUGGGUAAUAACAUUAUUUGAAUUCUAGCUUUAAUUUCAAGGACCGUAUGGUUUGAUGGCAGUGCUAAUUUGUGUGAUUACUUAUCCAACUCAAACAAUAAUCUAAAAAUGCAUUCAGUCCAUGAUAAAAUAGUUGAAAGAAUACUAGGAUUUAAGAUUGAAGUAGCAAACAAACUUUUUAGACAACAUUCAAACUAUCAAAAUGUAUUGUUGGUAAGAGUCUGUUAGAUAAAUGAUAUUAAGGACGAGACUUCUGGAAUGGAAGAAACAUAUUUAAAUUCAAAUUUUAACUUUAAUAGACAGAUCUAUUAAUUAAUCCAUUAAUAUUUGGGGUUCCUUUUUAUUUCUAGUCAUCAUCUAUAAUUUAGGAAUUCCUUUAAAUCUAUAAAAGGUUAUCUUGACUAUAUAAUUAAUGGCCUCCAUUAGAUAUUAUUGUGUACAUCAAGUUUCGUAUGGAUUAAAAGCAAUUAUCAAUUUGAAUGUUAUAUUUAAGCGAAUUAAAGACUUUGCAUAGAUUGAACCUCUUUUUGCUCAGAUUCUGGAAUUUCACAAUGAUCAUCCAAAUAUCAAUGGCUAAAGCUAUCUUGAACUAUCAAGUAAUAAGGAGAUGAGUUAAUUCUCUUUGAUAAAAUUAUCUGAAAAAGCGAAUCAACAAACAAAAGCAAGUUUUCAGAUACUGCAAGAUGAAGCAAUUACAAUCCGUUCUGUGUAUUGUUAUUGGGAACUGUAAAAAUAGCCUCUGUUGAAAAACAUAAAUUUUACUGCCAAUAGAGGAUAAUUGAUAAGUGUUAUAGGCAAAACUGGAUCAGGGAAAACCACCUUCCUAUAGUUGAUACUAAAAGAGAUUCCGUAUAUUUAGGGUCAAUUAGAAUUAUCAGACAAUUUGACCUUUGGGUAUGUUGAAUAAGAACCCUUCAUAAAUCCCACUACAAUAAAAGAGAAUAUUUUGUUUGGAAGAGAAUACAAUAAAGAGUUAUUUGAUGAGGUACAGAUAUCAACAAAUAUUGUUAGGUUUUGAAGGCUUCUAAUUUUUUAACAGAUCUAGUUGAGCUUCCAGACUUGGAGAAUACAGUAAUUGGAGAUAACGGAGCAACUCUUUCAGGGGGUUAAAGAGCAAGGUUAAGUUUAGCAAGAGCUCUAUAUGCUAUGCCAAGUGUGUAUUUAUUUGAUGAUCCGCUCUCAGCUGUGGACUCUAAAGUUGCCAAACACAUUUUUUCUAAAGCAAUCUAAUAGUUUAUCUUUUAAUAUUAGCCAACCAAAAGAAAUAACCAUCCUAGUCCAAUAGUAAUUUUGACGACUCAUCAAUUAUCUUAUGCAUUAAAAUGUGAUUAUAUAGUUGUUUUGGAGGAUGGUCAAAUCAUUUGUCAAGGGAAGGCUAUCGAUAUUGGGUUGUAGAUAGAAAAGAUUUUGAAUGUUCAACCUGUUGAAAUAAACGAAAAUGCUUAAAAUAGCAGAUAAUAAUUAUCAUUUACAAAAAAGAAAUCAAAUAAUUUCAAUCUAUGUUAAAAUCAAAUAAUUCUUUUGACUCCUAAUGAACAAGUUAUAAAGACUAUUAAAAAGUUGAUACAAUAUGUUACUACAUCUAAAUUGUUGUUAAUAUUAGCAUUGAAUAUAUUGACUGAAAUAAUCAGAAAUUUAUUUUAUAGAUUACUUACAUUGAAUGCAGAUGAUGAAGGUAUCAGGAAAUAUGCCUUUUUGAUAUCGGUAUUGGUAAUAACUCAUCUGAUUAAUAAUGUAUUGAAAUAUUCAAUUUGUAGUUACGUAAUCUUAGAUAUGAACAAUAAAAUAUUUUCAAAGUCAAUGUAGGCUCUGGCUCAUGGAAAAAAGUCAUUUUUUGAUAAAUAGCCAAGUGGUAUAAUCAUCAAUAAGUACUCAACUGAUUUGUCCAUCUUGGAUAAUCAGAUGCCAAUAGUGUUGAUUGAUAUUUUUGAAGAUGGUUGUUAAUUUGUAGUGUCACUUUUGAUGAUUGGAUUUCUUUAGCCUUUCUUCUUUUUACCGAUACUACUCACAUUGUUCUUAAGUUACGUUUUGUUUAAAACUGUGGUCCAGAUACUAUCACAAUUAAAGAUCAAUGAUUUAACUUAAAGAGCACCUUAAUUGUCACAAUUUAAGAUAUACAUCUAAGGCUUGACUCAUUAUCGACUCUCUAAUUAAUUUAAUCAAUUGAAAUAGAAGUUUUUUGCACUUGCAAAUAAUAGUUUUUAAUCUAAUUACAUUUAUCAUCUGACUCAGAAAUGUUUUUCAUAGUAUGUAGAUUUGAUAGCAUUAAUUACAAAAACAUCUGGAACUUAUCUCAUAAUAGCAUUUAUUGAAGACAACUCAUUGUUUUCCCAAGCAUUAUUAUUGUUAUAAUCAUUUCACUCCCAGAACACAUUGCUUAGACAAUUGAUGGAACUCAGUGGACUUUUCAAUUCAUAUGAGAGAUUAUUAGAUAUUUUUGAGAUUGAGAAGGAAAAGGAUGAUGAAAAAGGUAGUACAAUAUUGCCACGUGCUUGGCCAAAGUAAGGAAGUAUUGUACUCAAAAACUUAUCCUUGUAAUAUUGUGCCAAUUAAUAGCCAGUCUUAAAAAAUAUUGAUCUGGAAAUCAAACCAGAAGAGAAGAUUGCAUUUGUUGGAAGGACAGGUGCUGGUAAAUCAUCACUCAUAUCUGCAUUAUUCCGACUAGUCGACAUUGGCUCUGAGAGUUCUAUACUUAUAGAUGGUUGCAAUGUUAAGGAUUUAUCAUUAAAUUAAUUGAGAAGAGCCUUGGCUAUUAUACCAUAACAACCCCUUUUGUUUUAUGGAUCUAUCAAAUAGAACCUGGAUCCCCAAAAUUUAUAUACUGAUUCUGACAUUUGGAAGGCUUUGUCAGAGGUAAAUCUUGAUGGCAUGAUCGAAUAAUAGAAACAGCUGUUGAAUUGUGAUAUAAUGGAUCUGAAUUUGUCAGCUGGUUAGAAAUAGUAAUUGUGUUUGGCUAGAGUAAUUUUGAUGAGAAGGAAAAUCCUGAUUCUUGAUGAAGCAUCUGCCAAUAUCGAUAUCUUGACAGAUUAGGCCAUUUAGGAAAUCAUACGCUCUAAAUUCAUGGAUUGCACCAUACUCACAAUAGCGCAUCGACUGAAUACUAUUGCACAUUAUGAUAAGGUAAUAGUGUUAGAAAAUGGAGAAAUUGCAGAAUAGGGUAAUCCCUUUGAAUUGCUGAGUGAUGAUUAUCAAGCAGAGUUUAUCAAUAAGAAAACUAAGUUUGCAGAGAUGGUACUUGAAACUGGAAAUAUGAAUGCUCAAUAGAUUUUUGGAAUGGCGAAGGAAUCUUAUUAUAUACAAUAGUUAAAAAAGAAAUAAAAAGCAAAAAUUUGA